UGCACAAAUGCAGGCGUGAGACGCGGUGUCGAAAUGCGUGUGGAAACAGCAUGUCCGAUAGCAGGCUUGUCCAGAACGGAAUCGCUCCAGAUUUCUGCGUUUUGCACAUCCUACUCUCAAGCUGCUUUCCCUCGACCUGCUUUGGCCCUUCGGCGCUCGCUCACAACCGUAAAUACUAUCCUGCUACCUUCGCUACAGUGGCGCCGGGGAGUCGAAGUUCUCAUCCGUGGCUUGAGCCUCGGUCAACGCAUUCGCUAGUCCCUUUUUGUCAGAAGGGCCAAAAUGCCGUCGGAUACGCCGAGGAGAACGCCUGGCUCAGUCAGCAAGACCCCAAAGUCGCAGCAGACUACUCUCACUUCCUUCUUUACGGUCCCAAACAAGAGCCAGCAAGGAACCCCUACCCAUUUGCCCUUGAAACAAAGUGGUGCCACGAACGGGAAAGGAAGCUUCGCGACAUCUAGUCCACGAGUCCCAACGCCUACCGCAACUACUGACGCGAGUGCACCGCAAGAUGACGAGGAUGACGAUGCCGAAAUCAUCCCCUUCCGCAAGCGUCUGAGGAAGAGAAACAGCAUGGUGUACGCAGAAUCCGACGACGAAGACGUCGAAAACCGCAUUACUGAUCAGCCUCGCUCGGCUAAAAGGAACGGUGGUACCGCCAAGCGCCUGAGGGUCUCCAAAGACGACGAGGAUGACAAGGAUUGGGAUGCGGGGAAGGACGAGGAUAUGGAUUUGAUAGCAGACGAUGCGCUCUAUGACAUGAUGGAUGUGGUUGAGGCCAGUGGCAUUGUGGACGAAGACAAUGAUGAAGCCGUGGUUCCUUCGCGCGCGUCACAGCCCUCAGCGGCCUUCACUCCCUACAAAGCGAGCACUCAGUCGACAUCGACCGGAAGCGCUGCUCCCACGCCAAAUUCCUCCUCGUCCAGACUCAAGCAGUUCAGUUUGGCCCCAAAAACUUUGCGCAAGAGUUCAAUUGUAUCGAGUCCGCUGGAUACGGACAAGAAGCAAACUCGCGCUCAAAAGUUCAAGGAGAAGAAUGAUGAGCGGUACUCCUGGCUGCUUAACCCUAAAGACGCGGAAGGAAGAUCUCCAACCGAUGAAGACUACGACCCGCGAACCCUCCUAGUACCCCGCGAAGCAUGGAAGAACUUCACGCCUUUCGAGAAGCAGUUUUGGGAGAUCAAAGCUAACCACUGGGACACUGUUGUGUUCUUCAAGAAAGGAAAGUUCUUCGAGCUUUAUGAGAAGGAUGCAGACAUUGGACACCAACACUUUGACCUCAAGCUGACCGAUCGCGUCAACAUGCGGAUGGUUGGUGUGCCUGAAAGCUCGUUCGAUCACUGGGCCGCUCAGUUCUUGGCCAAGGGCUACAAAGUAGCUAAAGUCGACCAAACCGAAACAGCCGUAGGCAAAGCCAUGCGCGACCGCGACAACUCCGCCACAUCGCAUCUUGGCAAGAAGAGCGCGCCCGAGGAGAAAACCAAGGUCAUCAAUCGCGAACUGACGUGCAUCCUGACGACGGGCACAUUGAUCGACUCGGGGCUGCUUACGAAUGAUAUGGGGACGUAUUGUAUGGCGAUUAAGGAGGUGCAGGAGGCGGAGCAUUUGCCGCCUUCUUUUGGUGUGGCUUUCGUGGACACCGCUACGGCAGAAUUCUCCUUUUGCGCUUUUGAGGAUGAUGUCGAGCGCACGCGGUUAGAGACGCUGGUUAUGCAGCUGAAGCCUCGGGAGCUGGUUCUCGAGAAGGGGCGAUUCAGCAAACCCUCAAUGAGGCUCUUGAAGAACAAUUUACAGAAUCUCGCCAUAAACUUCCUCAUCCCAGAGAAAGAGUUCUACACCGCCGAAUAUGCGCUCGACGAACUCCGCGCGCGCAACUACUUCCAAAACGAAGCCGACUGGCCCAAAGCCAUCGACAUGGCCAGACCCCUCGCCAGAGAAGCCUUCGGCGGCCUGCUCUCCUACCUCCGCACCCUUAUGAUCGACCGCCAACUUGUCUCAGCGCGCAAUUUCCACAUCUACGACCCCAUCCGGCAAUCCGGCUCCCUCAUUCUCGACGGGCAAACCCUCAUCAAUCUCGAGAUCUUUGAAAACACCCACGACGGCUCCGACACGGGCACAUUGCAUAAACUGCUCAACCACGCCGAGACGCCGUUCGGGAAACGGUUGUUCAAGAAAUGGGUGUGUCACCCGUUGAGGGAUGUGAGGCGGAUUGAGGAUCGGUUGGAUGCGUCGGAGGAUCUGAAUGCGGUGCCCGGGCAGUUGGAGAAGGUGGAGGGGGAUCUGAGGGGGUUGCCGGAUUUGGAGAGGGUUAUUUCGAGGAUUCAUGCGGGGAGUGUGAGGGUUAGGGAGUUUGUGGCGGCCUUGGCUGCUUUUAGGACUAUUGGGGAAAUGAUGGAAGAUAUGCAGACGUACCUUCCGAGCUUCCGUUCCAAGCAACUCCAUUCCAUCUUCGAAAACGCUCUCCCUGCCCACCUCGUGGAAAGCCUCAACUACUUCGCCGACGCCUUCGACCACCGCAAAGCCACCGAAUCCGACCUGAUCCACCUCCACCGCGGCUACGACGAAGAAUUCGACCAAGCCUGCGAAGCCAUCGAAGCCGUAGAAGCAAAACUCGAGCGUCAUCGCGUCGAAUGCGAGCGCACCCUCAAAUGCAAGAUCGUGUUCAAGGAUAUGGGCAAGGAGCUCUUCCAGAUGGAGAUGCCCAAGAAAGUAAACGUGCCCCGCGACUGGCAGAUCAAAUCCAAUACCGCGGCGGUUAGUCGGUGGUGGAGCCCGCGCGGUGAGGAGCUCGUGAGGGAGUUUUUGGAGGCGAGGGAGGUUCGCGACGCUGCGGUGCGGAAUGUGAAGGCGAGGCUGUGUAAGCGGUUUGACGAGCAUUAUCAGGACUGGUUGCGGGUUGUGGGCAAGAUUGCUGAGUUGGACUGUUUGAUUAGUCUGGCGAGGUGUGCGCGGUUUGUGGGGGAGCCGAUGUGCAGGCCGGAGUUUGUGGAGAUGGAGGAGAACGGGAAUGGUGGUAGUGGACCGUUAUUGGAGAUUGAUGAAAUGCGACAUCCGUGUAUCACUACGGGUCCCGGAUCGAGCAAGAUCGACUUUAUACCCAACGAUCUUCAUUUCGGAGCGGGUGCAACCGGCGACGACCCAUCCACUGCAACCAGCAAGCCCAACAUGGUCCUCCUCACCGGCCCCAACAUGGGCGGCAAAUCCACACUCCUCCGCCAAACCUGCAUCGCAGUCAUCAUGGCCCAACUCGGCUGCCACGUCCCCGCGCGGCGGUGCCGCCUCACCGUCUUCGACCGCAUCUUCACCCGCCUCGGCGCCAACGACAAGAUCCUCGCCGGCCAAUCCACAUUCAUGGUCGAGCUCGCCGAGACCUGCAAGAUCAUGAAGGAAGCGACGCCGCGCUCGCUCGUCAUUCUGGAUGAACUCGGCAGGGGAACGUCUACCUUUGACGGGUACGCCAUCGCCUAUGCGGUCCUGCACCACCUCGUCACGCGCGUGCGGUGUCUCGGCCUGUUCUCCACCCACUACCGCCAGCUCACGACCGAGUUUGCGGCCAACCCCUUGGUCGCGAUGAUGUACAUGGGCUACAUGACCGACGAAGAGAAGCGCGAGGUCGUGUUUCUGUACAAGCUGACCCGCGGGACGUGUCCGAAGAGUUAUGGGAUGAAUGUCGCGAGCAUGGCGGGGGUCCCCGAGGGGAUUGUGAGGAGGGCUGAGGAGGUUGCGAGGGGGUUCAGCGGGUUGAAGGAGGUCAAGGGGGCGGGGGUUGCGGGCAGGGGGACGAGGGGGGAUGUGGUGCGGUUGGCGAAUUUUGCGGAUCUGGUGAGGGUUGCCGGUGCGGGUGGGGGCGAGGCGAAGGGAGUAGUGCCGCCGAAAUGUGUUGUGGACACUAUCUGGCGUAGUUUGCAGAGUGGCACGGCGUGAGUGGAAGGCACUGCGAAACGAUUUUUCGGCAUUUGUUCUUGCGGCGCUUUUGCAUGGGAUGUAUGUAGUAUUGUGAGAAGUACGAGGUAUUACCCCCGACCUCGACGGUGGGACAUAGGACACUGGCUGGGCGAUGUAUAUACAUGCAUAUGAAUCCACGGAAGAAUGGACAUUUACGAAGGAGCAAUAGCGAUGAUGAUCUUUGCGUGGAUGAGCGUUUGAAGGCGAGGCUAAAGCAAGAUCACACAAUUCACCAUGC
Messenger RNA from Fimicolochytrium jonesii, 4183 nucleotides. Its product is annotated as DNA mismatch repair protein msh6. NCBI's taxonomy places the organism in Eukaryota, Fungi, Chytridiomycota, Chytridiomycetes, Spizellomycetales, Powellomycetaceae. Gene Ontology annotation, cellular component: MutSalpha complex; nucleus. The record is from RefSeq and is a predicted model, not a curated record. The coding region runs from base 283 to 3924 and encodes 1213 amino acids. Gene Ontology annotation, biological process: mismatch repair. The transcript is spliced from 8 exons. Gene Ontology annotation, molecular function: mismatched DNA binding; ATP-dependent DNA damage sensor activity; ATP binding.